AUGGCAGAUUUCCCCAGUACUAGUAUUAAUCCACCAGUACGUAAUCCUAUUUCAAUUAUCGGCCCUCAAUAUUGCACUCACAAUCAUCCUAUCACUCUGGCCAUAACUGACGGUAAAUAUGUUAAUGAGUUUGUUAUACAAGACAGCAAUGGAAACAUCCUUUUUAACGUGAAAGGUGUGGCGUUUAGUGUUUUUCACCACCGCCGCAUAUUAUAUGAUGCUGCUGGAACUCCCAUUGUCACUAUACAGCGAAAGAUGAAGUCAGCUCAUGAUAGGUGGCAAGUUUUUAGGGGAGAUAGUAAAGAGACCAGUGAUCUAAUUUUUAGUGUUAAACGAUCUUCAAUGUUCCAAUUAAAGCUCAAGUUAGAUGUGAUCUUAGCUAACAACACAAAAGAGGAUUUCUGUGAUUUCAAGCUCAUAGGAGGUUGGCUGGAAAGAUCUUUUGCUGUUUAUGCCGGCGAGUCCUCCACAGCUGUUGCACAAAUUAACAAGACGCACACAGGCCAUGCCUUUUUCAGAAAGGAGACGAAAAUGGUGGUUGUUAAUCCGAACAUAGAUUAUGCAUUCAUAAUUGCACUUAUCGUGACUCUUGAUGCGAUUCAAAGUUCUGUGGGGACGCCGGUGGGUAGAAUUAUUCACUAUCUUCAACCAGAUAAUUUCUUUUCUUUUAUACAGAUAAGGUCAGUUCAUAAGAGAUGGCAAAUUUUCUGGGGAGAGAGUAUAGAAUCUAGGACUCUAAUAUUUAGUGCUAAACGAGCCUCAUUGUUCCAAUCAAAGGACAACGUUAAUGUGUUCUUAGCAAAAAAUACAGAGGAGAGUCUUUGUAAUUUCAGGAUCAGAGGAAAUUGGCUGGACAUAUCUUCUGUUAUUUAUGCCGGAGAGUCCUCCACAAUUGUUGCCAAACUGCAUAAGAAUCGCACGGCUCCAAGAAUCUUGAUUGGGAAGGAGCGUUUCAUGGUGACAGUGUACCCCAACAUGGAUUAUGCAUUCAUUAUUGCCCUCAUUGUGAUUCUUGAUGCAAUUAACUCCGAAGACGAUGCUGAAGACUAUUAUGAAUCCUCAUUCCCUGAAAACCUCAGUCAAACGGUUGAUGUAGCUGAAAACGUCAGUCAAAUGGUUGAUGCAGCUGAAAACCUCAUCAAAUGGUUGAUGUAGAAGAUGUAGCUGACGAUAAUGAUGAUGAAGA
Molecule: messenger RNA, 1186 nt
Organism: Pistacia vera
Lineage: Eukaryota; Viridiplantae; Streptophyta; Magnoliopsida; Sapindales; Anacardiaceae
Exons: 5
Coding region: 1-1155 (384 amino acids)
Source: RefSeq, a predicted model, not a curated record